Messenger RNA from Rhodofomes roseus, 2868 nucleotides. RefSeq names its product tRNA synthetases class II (A)-domain-containing protein. Gene Ontology annotation, molecular function: aminoacyl-tRNA deacylase activity; amino acid binding; alanine-tRNA ligase activity. Lineage: Eukaryota; Fungi; Basidiomycota; Agaricomycetes; Polyporales; Fomitopsidaceae. The record is from RefSeq and is a predicted model, not a curated record. The transcript is spliced from 12 exons. The coding region runs from base 1 to 2868 and encodes 955 amino acids. Gene Ontology annotation, biological process: alanyl-tRNA aminoacylation; tRNA modification. Gene Ontology annotation, cellular component: mitochondrion; cytoplasm.
AUGGCCUCCCCCGUAUACCUCAACUGGCCCGCCGCCAAAGUCCGCCAGGAGUUCUUCAACUACUUCCGCUCCAAAGACCACACCUUCGUGCCCUCCUCCGCCACCAUUCCUUACGAUGACCCUACCCUGCUCUUUGCCAAUGCGGGCAUGAACCAGUUCAAAAGCAUCUUCCUAGGCACUGUGGAUCCUCAAUCCGAUCUUGCAAGACUCAACCGCGCGUUCAACACACAAAAGUGCAUUCGCGCAGGCGGAAAGCACAAUGACCUGGAAGAUGUGGGCAAGGACUCCUACCACCACACAUUCUUCGAGAUGUUGGGCAACUGGUCCUUCGGCGAUUACUUCAAGAAAGAAGCAAUAGCAUAUUCCUGGGAGCUCCUGACGGAAGUUUACAAGCUACCCAAGGACCACCUGUACGUCACAUACUUUGAAGGCGAUGCCAAGAACGGUCUGGCACCCGACACCGAGGCGCAACAGUAUUGGCUUGACGUGGGUGUGGCGGAGGAUCACAUACUUCCGGGGAACGCGAAAGAUAACUUCUGGGAAAUGGGCGCCACGGGUCCAUGCGGGCCAUGUAGUGAAAUCCACUUCGAUCGCAUUGGAGGCCGCAAUGCUGCCCAUUUGGUGAACCAAGACGACCCAGACGUGCUCGAGAUCUGGAACAACGUCUUCAUCCAGUUUAACCGUGAGGAAGACGGUUCGCUCAGAUCGCUCCCUUCCAAGCACGUCGAUACCGGUAUGGGCUUCGAGCGUCUCGUCUCUGUGAUUCAGAACAAACGCUCCAACUACGACACGGAUGUCUUCUCUCCGAUCUUUGCAAAGAUCCAGGAGUUGACGGGCGUGCGCCCAUACCAGGGCAAGUUUGGUGACGAAGACGAAGAGGGCAUCGACACGGCGUACCGAGUCGUCGCGGACCAUGUUCGGACGCUAACGUUUGCACUCAGUGACGGUGGCGUUCCCAACCCCGUCGGCCGUGGUUACGUCCUCCGGAGAAUCCUCCGUAGAGGAUGUCGCUACGCCCGUAAGAAGCUCGGUGUCCAGAUUGGCUCCUUCUUCUCGUCCUUGAUGCCUGCCGUGGUUGAGCAGCUAGGCGAUACCUUCCCGGAGAUCACCCGCAGAACGGAGGAGAUCAAGGAGAUUCUGGACGAGGAAGAGGAGUCCUUCUCGCGGACGCUGGAUCGUGGAGAGAAGGUGUUCGACCUCUGGGCGCGCAGGGCGCAGCAGGCUGGGCUCAAGCAGCUCUCGGGCUGGGAUGUGUGGCGGUUGUACGACAGUUUCGGCUUCCCGGAGGACCUUACGCGCUUAAUGGCGGAGGAGCUCGGUCUCGAUAUCAACGAGGAGGAGUUUGCGGCCGCACAGGCCCACUCGAAGGAGGCGAGCAAGGCCGGCCAGAAGAAGGGAGAAAAGGACGUCGUGAAGCUUGACGUCCAUGACAUUGCAAACUUGGAGAAGACGCUCAACAUUCCCAAGACCGACGAUUCCGCGAAGUAUCAGCUUGGUAACGUCACUGCCCGCGUCCUGUCGAUUUACUCGGAUAAGAGUUUCGUCGACUCCACGGCAUCCAUCUCUGAGGAUGCGAGCUUCGGAAUUCUCCUUGACAAAACCAACUUCUAUGCGGAAUCUGGUGGACAGGAAUACGAUACCGGCGGCAUCGUUAUCGACGGCGUGGCAGAGUUCGAAGUAACCAAUGUCCAGGUCUUCAGUGGCUAUGUCCUGCACAUCGGCCAUAUGAAGUACGGGACCCUGAAGGUUGGUGAUGAGGUUCUCUCCAGCUAUGACGAGCUUCGACGGUGGCCCCUGCGCCACAACCACACCGCGACACACAUACUCAACUACUGCCUUCGUGAGGUCCUCGGAAAUCACGUCGACCAGAAGGGGUCUUUGGUCGCCCCCACUAAACUCCGCUUCGAUUUCUCUCACAAGGGUCAGAUCGCGAACGCUGAAUUGUCGAAGAUCGAAUCCAUGAGCAAGGAUUGGAUCGCGCGGAACGUCACGGUGUUCAGCAAGGAGGUAGCGUUGAAGACCGCGCAAGAGAUCUCUGGUCUGCGUGCUGUCUUCGGCGAGUCGUACCCUGACCCAGUGCGGGUGGUCUCGCUGGAGUUUUCCGUGGAGGAGAUGAUGAGCGACCUUCACAACCCGAAGUGGAGGUCGACGAGCGUCGAGCUGUGUGGUGGAACUCAUGUCGCACGGACGGGCGAGAUCAAGGACUUCGUGGUGACGGAGGAAUCGGGUAUCGCCAGGGGCAUCCGACGUAUUACGGCGGUCACUGGGCAUGAAGCUGCGGAAGUUCGAAGGGUCGGGGAUGCGAUGGCCGCGAGGCUGAACCAGUUGGAGGGCAUGUCUGGCCCAGAAAAGGAUGCUGGUCUGAGGAGCUUCACUGUGGACCUUGACCGGGCUGACAUCUCUGUGACCCGGAAAGCCGAGCUUCGCGAUCGCUAUGAGGUCGUGCGCACAACGUUCGACAAGGAGACGAAGGAGAAGUUGAAACAGGCAAACAAGGCUGCCUUGGAUGCUGUCCAGGAGUACUUCCAGACAAACGAGGACGCGGAAGCCUACAUCGCUAUCGUUGACAACGCGAAGGUCUUGCAGAACAUCGUCCAGCAGGGUAGAAAGCUCGGCAAGACGAUCUACGUGUUGAGCCCCGAUGCAUCUAGCGGGAAGGUCGCGCAUUUCAACUUCGUGUCUGAGGCGGCAAAGGCCAAAGGUCUCGAUGCUCACCAGUGGGCUGUCACGGUGACAGACCUCAUUGGCGGCAAGGCUGGAGGGAAAGCCGACAGUGUUCAAGGUUCCGGUGUCAAUGCCGACAAGACGAAUGAGGCGCUCGAUGCUGCUCGUAGCUACUUUACAAAACAGACGGGGUUGACGGUAUAA